This is a messenger RNA of Laccaria bicolor S238N-H82, 5349 nucleotides long. RefSeq names its product RhoA GTPase effector DIA/Diaphanous. The transcript has 20 exons. Gene Ontology annotation, biological process: actin cytoskeleton organization. The record is from RefSeq and is a predicted model, not a curated record. Lineage: Eukaryota; Fungi; Basidiomycota; Agaricomycetes; Agaricales; Hydnangiaceae. Bases 1 to 5349 code for a protein of 1782 amino acids. Gene Ontology annotation, molecular function: small GTPase binding; actin binding.
AUGCUCACAAAUCCAUUGAUAGUGCCGACUAUCCUUCCUACAGGCUCUCUUGUCUUCGCUGAGGUUGCCCAGGAGGGACGAGCUCAGGACGUUAUCGACACUCUUGUUGACUUGCCAGGCGUGAAAGAGCAGAUACUUGGAAACCUCGAUGAUCAUGGGUGGGCCCUACAGAGAAUCAGAGUAGAACAGAAUGGCAGGGUUUGGGAGGAGGACGAACUCCUGAGUCUUGGGGAUGGCACCGUACAAAGUAGUACGCUGGUUGCGCCGCUGGUAAAUGCGCCUCCCGCGAAGUCUGAAUAUCUUCAGCGUCAUUUCUCUUCGUUUCCCAUGACUGCACACCUGCACAACCCUGUACUUCGAUUGGUCUCUCUCCACCCUCAGUUAUCUUGUUCUUUGGCUUUUCUUAGGGUCCCAGAAAUUCACGAUGGGUUUGAAUACAAAGUCUUUGUAUCAAGGACAAUGUCAGUAGACGACGUAAUCCACACUGUGAUCGAGGAACUUGGUCUGGCGAGAUCAUUGCCCAUUCCUGGAGGAAAAUUUGAGUACGUCCUGGAGGAGGUUUGGAUAGAAAGGGAUUCGCAAAAGUCCACAAGACUUCCGACGACCUCUCUCAUUCCCGAAAUUCUAGGCUUCCCCUUUUCAGCAAAUCCUUUCGGGUCUUUAGGACACCGGAUACUUCGAUUUUGUGUUCCUGAUGAGUGGUAUCGCCGUACAAAUUCUCGUGUUGUUCCUACGGCUGGCUCUGAACCCUCAGAAGCGACUCUCAGGCGACUUGCCGCUCUUCAAGAAUCUGACCAGGAAGACGAAGACGAAGGGACUGCGAAGCUAGCUGGACAAGCUGAAUCGCAUCUACGUCAUCCCACGGCAACGCAGACUAUGGAACAGCGUGGUCUUGUCACCCAAGGCCGUCUUUCCAGCAUGUUUGAAGGGUGGCUUCGGCCUACGUCACCCACGACAGCCCGACACAGUACUGUUUUUAUUUCUGACAACAAAAAGAGUGUUAGCGAGCCCAGACUGGUUGAAUCCCCGACAGGAAACAUGCAAGACGAAAACCAGACCACGGCUUCAGCUGACGGGGACAACCUGGAUGAUUUUGAUGCUGCCUUCGAGUUAAUGCUGGACGAGUUUGGUUUGAAAGGUGAAAAACGAUCUGCAAUGUAUGCACUCACACGAGAUCGCAAAGCGUAUCUACUUCGCCAAAAUCGUCAAUUCCGGUCCUCCAGCCAGCCUUCGGAUGCGGAAGCGACUCUUCGCGCCAAUAAUCCACCCCACUCUGUGACAUAUGGCCCAUCAAGUGCUGCAAGCCUACUUCCCCGACUCAUUCCCCAACUAACUGGUGACCCAAAUCUGCCCCGCCGCUUCUCUAUUUUUGGUUGGGGAGCCCCCAGCGCCACCCCGACUGUUGCCUCGGCGGUCACCAGUGGCUUCAGUGGAGAGGAUAACACGGCUGGCCGAGGCUCUCCGGGCAGAGGGAAAUCACAAACUAUUGAAUUUGUUGAGGAAGUGCAACCAAUUCAAAUCCAAACUACUGGUGGUCUUUGGAGUAGUUGGUGGACAUCUUCUGGAGGCGAAAAAACUGCUUCAGGAGACAAGAAUGGCAAGAAAGAAUCUGGGAAUUCGGCCAAAUGGUACAUAGACGCCCUUUGUAUCGGAAAGCCUCCCGAUAUGAAGCUGGUGAAGCACCUCAUCAGUCUACGCGUCCAUCUAUCAACGGCGAAACUUGCUUUUAUUGAGGAUUUCGUGCGCAACCAAAAAGGACUUGAAGCUAUCGGCGUGUUGCUAGCAGGCUUAGUAGGGAAGGGCGGCAAGAGGAAAGGACUCAACGAGGUAGAAACGACGGUACUUUUUGAGUUAAUCAAAUGUCUCCGAGUCUUGCUCAACACUGAGCCUGGCUUUGACGAAGUUCUAUCUUCUCCAACCGUCAUUACCCACAUUUCGUACUCAUUGCACACCCUUUCACUCAAAGUCUACACGCUGGCAUCAGAACUUCUUGCGGCUAUAUGCAUUCUUUCGCUCACUGAAGGGCACAGGGCCGUCCUUGCAGCCAUGUCAGAUUUUCGGAUUGCGUUCGAAGAGAAUUUUCGUUUUGAAACACUGAUAGCUUCCCUUCGUCCCCCCGACGUGGACAUUGAUUCCGAGAGCGAUAAUGGGGCCAGUUUUGGCAAUGAAGAAGAGGGUGUAUGGGAAGCGCGCACGGCUUCCAUGGCUCUAAUAAAUGCGUUGGCAAACUGUCCUGAAUCUCUCGAAGAGCGAAUAAUGCUUCGCGAAGAACUUAGUAGACGCGGGCUAAAUGAAGUCAUAGUGACUUUGAGAUACAUCAAACCUCCAGAUUCCUUGUUGACCCAACUUGAUGUAUAUUCGGAGGAGAAAUUCGAAGAUGAAGAAGACGUGCGCGAACGUACCCGGACCAUGAUGUCUCAAGGACUCAAGGCUCACCAGCGGACACGUUCGGAUUCUGAGGUGGUUUUCCAAGACCUCCUACAACUAGCCAAACAACACGGCGAAUUAUAUCCCAUGAUGGUUGAUAUUUUGAAGCAUUAUGGACUGCUAUUACAACGGGAUGUUGGCAUGUACGCCUUCUAUGGUCUUUGGCACAUUAACAGUAAAAUAAACCAAUACUCCAGACAGCUCAAGGCCGAUUUGUUCAUUAUCCUGGAUCGCUUCGUCGAACAAGCAGCAAUGCUCGAGAAUUUUGAUGAAAGCUGGCAUACUUUUUUGAAGCGUUUUACGUCUUCUGUUCAAGACAUUACUGGUCAAGAAUUGGAGGUUAAAGCUGCUUCGGAGAACGAUUCAAGGGAGGUCGUGGAAAGAGAACUGGAGUUGUUGCGCACCCAAGUCGAGGAACUUAGCGAGGAGCGAACGGAACUGCGAAACGAGUUAAAUCAGCAGAUUGCUGAGAUAAAUACAUUGAAAUCUUUUCCUCUCGGAAUCUCAGUCCCUCACGCAAAGGCUGGAAGGUCCGGGUCUGAGAACUUUCAUGGUCUGGUCCAACGCCUAGUGCAGAAGGAGAAGCAAGUUCUUCAGCUUCAGACUGAGCUUGAUAGGUGUAAGGCUCAGAAUCCGGGUGAAGGACGGGAAGCUGAUGAUCGCGCAAAGCGAGAACGCGAUCGAAUCAAGUGGAACACCCUUAUGGACGAGAUCGCCAAGUUGAAGUUUAAGAAUGGAGAGCUUGAAAAUGGUUUGGGUAGAAAAGACAAAGAAAUUGCUUACCUCAAGCGAGCGCUGGAAUCAGUCUAUACCAGAUUUCUCUCAAGAGAAGAGGCUCGUGAGGAGAACAAAGAGGCUGAGAUGGAUGCACAACUCAUCGCUAAUCGCGCAAUUGAGCGAUUGACCCAAAAGGAUGAACAGAUUGUUGCUCUGAUUGCUGAGGUGUCACAGCUUAGAGCUCAAUUGGUUGCCAAACCAAAAACAGAACGAGAAUUUAAGGCGAAAAAAUCUCCCCCUCCUCCACCUCCAACCAGGCCCAAACAACUAGGAAUACUUGCUGCCUUAUCCCAUGCAGUCGAUUCCUCGAAAGACUCUUCACGAGACAUCUUACUCGAAGCUCUGCCUCUGUCAUUUACAUCACCAGACACCGAAUCCAAUCCAAAGCCUGUCUCUGAAACUGCUUCGGACCAUGAUGAGGCAUCUUUCCCUCCGCCUCCGCCUCCGCCACCUCCUCCGCCUCCGCCUCCACCCCCAUUUUUCUCACUUCAUUCACCUCCACUUAUUCCUCCUCAUUCGCCCCCACUUCUCCCUCUCCACACUCCUCCGCCUCCACCCCCACCACCGCCGCCUCCCGCACUACCCGGUAAUAAUAGCUCACCAUUUCCACCACCACCUCCACCGCCACCGCCACCGCCGCCCGCUUCGUCGGUCAGUAGUUCAAGUUUUCCCCCUCUACCGCUUGAUGGACCCCCACCUCCUCCCCCUGGACCACCAAGAGCAGGCGGCAUUCUCAAGGUCAGCAAGCCAAGUAAACGUCUCAGACCCUUCUUCUGGAACAAGAUAUCCGGACCUUCCGUGGCAGCCACCGUCUGGAAUGAGCUAUCGCCCAACAUUCACUUUGAUCUGUCUGACCUCGAGACGACCUUCAUAAUCGAUAACGCACCCUCUACGCCGUCACAACUAAUCAGUCCACGGAGGCAAAACGUUACAACACUUUUGGAUAUUAGUAGGGCCAACAAUAUUGCUAUCAUGCUUUCGCGUAUAAAAAUGGACUAUCCUGAAAUACGGAGGGCUUUGUUGGAAAUUGAUGAUGAAACGCUGUCCAUUGACGAUCUAAAGGCCAUCAGCAAGCAAUUGCCAACAUCAGAAGAGGUUCAAAGAAUUCAGAACUUUGACGAAAUCGGAAAACUCGCGAAGAUCAUCACAAUUCCUCGCCUCUCAGAGCGUCUCGAAUGCAUGCUAUACCGUCGCAAGCUAGAUCUUGAUAUUGAAGAAAUUCGACCGGAUCUAAAUACUCUGAGAAACGCCUCCCAAGAACUCCGCACAUCCUCGAAGUUCAAGCAGAUUUUGCAGGUUUCUUUGGCUGUCGGGAAUGCUUUGAACGGAUCCACCUUCCGUGGAGGUGCUCGAGGUUUCCAGCUUGAAUCCUUGUUGAAGAUGAAAGAAACAAAGACCGCUAGAGGAGGACCGGAGUGCCCCACUCUCCUGCAUUACCUUGCCAAGGUCCUUAUGCGCAAGGAUCAGUCACUAACCACCUUUAUUGAGGAGCUGCCGAGCCUUGAGGCGGCUGCUCGAGUGUCGGUGCAAACAACUACUCAAUCCGUCAACGCACUCGUGUCAGGACUUGAUCAACUGAAAGUCGAGCUUCGGGAAUCCAGAGACUUACCUAGUAACGAUCGAUUCAUACAAAUUAUGCGGCCUUAUGUCGAACAAGUUGGACCCAUCGUCGGUGCAUUGAAGAACAUGGGUAUUGCGAUUGAAGUAGAACUCAAAGCGCUCCUGAAGUAUUAUGGUGAAGAUCCCAACUCCCCAGAAGCGCCCAAGCCGGAAGAUUUCUUUGGACUAGUAGCCUCAUUCUCGUCGUCGCUUCAGAAAUGUGCAUUGGAGGUUCAUGAUGCUGAGGCUAAGGUCAUGAAGAUUGUUUCAAAACCUUCCACGCCGAAGAUCAAGCCUGCUGUGAGCGCAGGGACCGUCGUGGCAUUGCAAGAUCCUCCUUCGACUCAAACUUCACAUUCGACCUUGAAACCGCCCUCACAAGGUUACGCGGCCGGCAAACGUUCUGUUGGGCGUGGAGAUCUGGACCAAGCCAUCCGUAGUAUGAGAGAAGGGAAGCGGAGGAAUAGACCUCGACCUUUGAGCAAGAUCUUCCUUGACGGAGCUAAUGCUGGUGGCAGACCUCAAAGUCGGUUAUUCGAUAGUUGA